Messenger RNA from Lactuca virosa, 339 nucleotides. The record is from the annotation of a GenBank genome assembly. NCBI's taxonomy places the organism in Eukaryota, Viridiplantae, Streptophyta, Magnoliopsida, Asterales, Asteraceae.
AUGGCGGUUUCUGAUGUGGUGGUUCGCAAUUUGAUGAUGCUCUACUUGGCGGUAAUAGCGGCGAUCAAAGCAUACGGCCAGCUGAGUGGGCGGAGCUACGGCGGAGCAUCGGUGUUGAUUCUAUCCACGGCGGCAAUUGGAGUUUUGUUGCUCGGAGCUUUGACGUGGGAUGUAUCUCGUAAAGCUGCGACUUACACGGUGGUGACACGUGACGGCGAUGAGGCGGAGCAUGAGAUGUGUCGAGGAGGAAUCUGUUGGCACGGCGUCGCCGUCAAGUCGCCGGCGUCUCAGCUCCGGUUCCGGCUUCCACAACGUCAACACAUCAACAAUGGCCAAUGA